Athalia rosae (coleseed sawfly) is the source of this 3272-nucleotide messenger RNA. Its product is annotated as zinc finger protein 665-like. Gene Ontology annotation, cellular component: nucleus. The transcript has 2 exons. The coding region runs from base 734 to 2854 and encodes 706 amino acids. Gene Ontology annotation, molecular function: zinc ion binding; DNA-binding transcription factor activity, RNA polymerase II-specific; RNA polymerase II cis-regulatory region sequence-specific DNA binding. Gene Ontology annotation, biological process: regulation of transcription by RNA polymerase II. NCBI's taxonomy places the organism in Eukaryota, Metazoa, Arthropoda, Insecta, Hymenoptera, Athaliidae. The record is from RefSeq and is a predicted model, not a curated record.
AGACAGCGCGUUGGUGUCUUCUCUGAUUCAAUCAACUGCAAUGUGUCGAUGCACAUAUUGUCGAAUAGUUAUCAUAGAAAAAAGAGCAACGUUUCGCAGGUGAGAAUUCCAAAUAAUUGAGAGAACAACAAACUGGUAAAAAACAAAUAUUACAUAGCCACUUGUUGAGAUUUGCAACCAAUAAAGAUGAAGUGAAAGAAAAAGGUUCUGAAUAUGGGAAGACCGAGUUUCGUGCUUAGUCAGCAUGAUCGUCUUUGCUCAGGUCAUUUUACUCAAUGAUUUUACUGCAGAAUGCUUCAAGCACUGGCGAAAUUUUACAAGAAUUUACAAAGGUCGUACUCCGACAAUUUUUGCAAAGAUGCCUCGACCACACUGUACGGGUCUGCUCGUGCUAACGAGCGAGCGCAGCACGAGCAAAGCGUCGAGCGGUAUCCAUGAAGCAUAAACACUGUUCAGAGAAGACGCUCUAACUGGCCAUUCACUAUCAGGCCUACACACGCCGAUUAUCAGUGCCAUAGCCAUGCCAUAGCCUACAGUGCCAAUUUUGAAGGGCGAGGGGCGAAACCACAGAACUAUACUGGUAUAGUUCACAAACAGAAGCUGCGCAUGCGUCUGGCUCGUGAUGAAAUGUAUUUACUUCGUUUGAUUUAUGUUUUAUUAUUUUUAUCCUGAUUGAUGAUAGAAUAACAAUGCAUGCACGAUAACAUUGGGUGGAUUACAAUUUUAAGAAACAAUGAAAUUCGUUGUCAAUUCUCGACGAGUGACAGACAAAAUUAAAGAUCACUACUGCGCGUCAUUGAGCAUACAGCUCAACCCAGAAGUCCUCAGUUUUUCCUAUAUUAUGGCGACGGGAGAAGCGUUCCAUCGACGAUUCAGUGAUAUAUGCCGGCUUUGCUUGAAGCAGGACGGGGUUAUGGCACCUAUUUUUCGAACUUUGGAUGCCGAGGAGGGCGAUUGUUCCCUUGCUCAAAGAAUCGCUACUAUUGCACGUGUGCAGAUUCACAAGGGCGAUGGCUUACCAGCACUCAUUUGUCACCAAUGCCGCCAUCAGGUGGAAAAGUCGUACAAUUUUCGACUACUUGUGGAGAUUUCUGACCGCACAUUACGAAACCGUUUGGAAACGGUGCAGGCUGAAAAGUGUGAGAAACAGAUCAUAAAACAAGAAUGUUCCGAUCAAAAUAUGGAAUUUGCAAAUGAAGAGGAAAACAUGGAUCUAGAACAGUUCCUGUUGCAGAAUAAUCUACCAAACUCUGACAUAGAUCCAUCUGCCAUUAACGUUAUUCUGGUACAAUCCGAAGAUGGCAGUCACAUGUUGAAUAUAUGUAGUAUUGACGAUUCCAAGGAGAUUGAGAAUCUAGGCGACUCGAAUGAAAUUAAAGACGAGUAUUUGUCAAACACUGAGAAGGAAGAUGAUCCAAUUGCAUGUGAAGCGUCUGGAGAGAAUGAGAGCACCUUGGAGUUGGAUGAUUUGGAGGGGAUAAGGCAAUUGUUAGGUUCCGAAAACGUUCAGUCUCUGCGUGCAGAACCUCAAGUUCAGAGGGUGUACACUUGCAACGUUUGUAAUGAAAUGUUCUUGAGCAAUGCUCGGUUAAAAGAUCACCUUCUAAUGGCUCAUGCAGGAGACAGCGAAGAUUUGGACGUGUACACAACGUCCAUAAGCUGCCAAUUAUGUUUUGAGGUUUUUGAGACUCUACCAGAUCUGAAAAACCACAUUAUUGAACACUUUAAUGAUGGUAGAAAUCUGGAUGGUAUUAAGGCUGAGCCAAAUUCUGGUGAAGCGGAAAAAGAAGUAGACAAUACUGAUGAUAUUGAUAAUGUUCGUCAUGGUAAUUAUCAAUACGUGUUGGAAACCUCAAAGGAUAAUGCAAUCUAUUCAGAAACACCCUUGCAUGAUAGCUUAGAGCUUGACAUGGUCGAACAUGCUCCCAUAGAUGAUAUAAUUGAAAUAACUACUGACGGAAGCAUUGAAAACAGCACUCGAGAGAAAUUCAAUUCCGAUAAUGACUUAGUGGCUUUAGCACUGAAUUUAGGAGUGAAUAAUGAUACUGAUUCUACAUCCGACGUUUUUUAUUGCGUAGAAGAGUAUGCAACGGAUCACGUAAAGUCUCGACCUUCCGGUAAUUUUCCCUGCACGCAGUGCAGCAAGACGUUUACACACAAACAUGAACAUACUUUACAUCUCAGAAGACAUCUUGGUAUAAAGCCCUUUAAAUGUACUUUUUGUGAUAAAGCAUUUAUUACUAAUGCGCUGAAAAAAGAACACGAAAGAAGUCAUACCGGAGACAAAGUCUUCGUUUGCCUUAUAUGUGGUAAGGGUUUUAUCAAGAAAUCCGAACUCAAAUACCACGAAGGUAUUCAUAGCGAUGCUCCGUCCACUUGUAAUAUUUGUAAUAAAAAUUUUAUAAACGUGCAAUCCUUGAAAAUGCAUAUGAGACGACACGUAUUAGGAAGUAGGUACGUUUGUGAGACGUGCGGUAAAAGUUAUUACACUAAUUCAGAAUUGGCCAGACAUGUACAGGUGCAUUCAGGUAAACGAGAAUAUCCUUGUCAUUUGUGUCAGACCUCGUUUCUUUCACGUCCAGAACUGAACCGGCAUUUGAACUAUCAUAUCGGGGAAAAAAAAUUUAAAUGUAAAAUAUGCUCCAAAUCGUAUUUCGAAUCAGGACAUUUAAGAAUACAUCAAAGAGUACAUACUGGCGAGAAACCUUAUGCCUGUACUAUCUGUAACAAGGCUUUUGUCACUAAACCAAAGUUGGCGAGGCAUGAGAAAAUUCAUGCAAAAGAACGAAUAGGCGAUUGCCGUACUGUUGCCAGUCAUCAAAGAGAGGUUAAAGAGACUAAAACUAUACUAUAAACAGGUUUCCAUACCUAUAUUAUUCGUAGUGCGUGAAAAUGAUGGUAAAGAACCGGUUGCGUUCCGAAGUAAUGUGUAUUCUGAUACUUACAUUAGAGAUAAUUUAGGGGAGACAAUGACAUAUUUUGGAUUUUUGUUUUGUUUCUGUUUUCUGGAACAUUGUCGGCCAAGUAUGACUCACAAUACAUACUUCCAUAUUAUUGCAACCAUUAACCAUCCAUAUCCUAUGUAGGAUAUUGUUUUAUUAAUAAAUGCACCUUUCAUUCCUCAUAAUCAUGUCGACACUGUGGUCGGAAUUUAUUUUACUACAGAUAAGAUGUGACAUCGCAGUUCGUCGCUAGGAUGACCUGCAUUCUCCAUUUAUCGAUCUAAUUGUAAAGCGAAGACGUUCAAAUAAAUCAAUAUACUGUAGCCAUAA